AUGUCAAACAACGAUCCGAAGGUUAUUGAAGAAGAAAAAGAAAAGAAUCACAAAUCGGGUCAUAAGGAAUGGAACGAAAAACUGGCCUCGGAAAGUGAAGCAGCUGUCAAGGCAGAUCAGGACAACGAUCCCAAGUCCGUCAAGGAUCUACAAGAAGAAACCAAGAAAAAACUUAAAGAAUAA
Zychaea mexicana is the source of this 183-nucleotide messenger RNA. RefSeq lists its product as uncharacterized. The record is from RefSeq and is a predicted model, not a curated record. NCBI's taxonomy places the organism in Eukaryota, Fungi, Mucoromycota, Mucoromycetes, Mucorales, Lichtheimiaceae. The transcript is spliced from 2 exons. The coding region runs from base 1 to 183 and encodes 60 amino acids.